GGUCCGAGCCCCGCCGCCGUGUCGCUCGGCCUGGGCGUGGCUGUGGUGUCGAGCCUGGUGAACGGGUCCACGUUCGUGUUGCAGAAGAAGGGCAUUGUGCGCGCUAAAAGACGAGGUACUUCCUACUUAACGGACAUUGUGUGGUGGGCCGGCACAAUUGCAAUGGCUGUUGGCCAGAUUGGGAACUUCCUAGCUUACACUGCGGUCCCUACAGUCCUGGUGACUCCCUUGGGUGCCCUUGGAGUACCAUUUGGGUCCAUUUUAGCUUCUUAUCUUCUGAAGGAAAAACUCAACAUCUUGGGCAAGUUGGGGUGUCUGCUGAGCUGUGCCGGCUCUGUCGUGCUCAUUAUCCAUUCCCCGAAGUCUGAAAGCGUGACAACUCAGGCCGAGCUGGAGGAGAAGCUGACCAAUCCAGUGUUUGUGGGUUACCUGUGCAUUGUGCUGCUCAUGCUGCUGCUGCUGAUCUUCUGGAUUGCGCCUGCCCACGGGCCCACCAACAUCAUGGUCUACAUCAGCAUCUGCUCCCUGCUGGGGAGUUUCACUGUGCCUUCCACCAAGGGCAUUGGGCUGGCGGCCCAAGACAUCUUGCACAACAAUCCAUCCAGUCAGAGGGCCCUCUGCCUGUGCCUUGUGCUCCUGGCGGUCCUGGGCUGCAGCAUCAUUGUCCAGUUCAGGUACAUCAACAAGGCCCUGGAGUGCUUCGACUCCUCUGUGUUCGGGGCCAUCUACUACGUCGUGUUUACGACGCUGGUCCUGCUGGCUUCAGCCAUCCUCUUCCGGGAGUGGAGCAAUGUGGGCCUGGUGGACUUCCUGGGCAUGGCCUGUGGAUUUACAACUGUCUCUGUGGGCAUUGUCCUUAUACAAGUGUUCAAAGAAUUCAAUUUCAACCUUGGGGAGAUGAACAAAUCUAAUAUGAAAACAGACUAAGAUGCAGCCACGGGUUGGGGGUGUGAAGAACAGGCGGCAGAGGGGGUCCGUGGUUUUGACUAGAUGUCCAGUAGAAAGGACUCUCAGUGAGAGUUGCCUGUGCACUAGUGACCUAGUGAAUGCUAGGGAGCCUUGCUUCGCACCAAGGUGGGGUCCAGCCCUCUCCCGCACCAAGCUCCCAAUGGUUGUCUGGGUGUAAACUCUCUCUGAUGAGACAAAUCCUGUUUUCAUUUCCAUUAACCUAGAAGCUUUCAUAAUUACUUGUUUAAAAACAUUUCAACAUAAUUUAACCAGAUAAUAAGGGUGAGGUCUUUCUAGUUAGUCCUCGUAGGAGAGCAGACAUUCUUACCUAAGUACCUUGGGAAAGGAAGAAACUCGUGAAACCUGACCCUCUACAGUAAGUGUGACUGACGUUGUCUUCAUGUUAAGCAUGUAUAACAUUCAGAUAGUUUACUCAAAUAAGAGGUGUGUGAAUUGAGUUGUUUCUAGUCCUUUAACAACCUGACUCUCCCACAUGGUCCCUAAGACAGUGGUGAGCAGAGAGAGAGGAUUUCAUGAGGGGGAUGCAGUGUUCCAUUGACAGGGUGACUUUCCAAUUGCUCACAUCGAUUUUAGUGCCUUUAUCAUUUGGGUGACUUAAUUUAACUUUUGCUGUGUAUGUGUUACGUGUUCUAAUUAUAGAUAGUGUAAAGCACUUAGAAAAAGCAUUGUCUUCAGUGGAAGGUAGUGAAAACUACAGACACAUAAGAUUGCAGAGUGACCCAUUUCACUAUUGUUGUCCAAUUAAGGACAACUGAUGAAGUUCAGAGAGAUGUUUUAUUUACAUUUGACCUAUGUUCCUUGGAUCCAUUCUGAAAAACUGCCCGCUUUCUGUUUCAGGAGGCGUUGUGGCCAUUCAGAAGAAAUAAACUAUUAUACUUGACAAUAAGGUUGUUAAAUUAGAGAGUGUCUGUCAAGUACAUCCCACAAGAGUUUAGUAGAAGUCCCUCCAGACAGGAACAGGUAUCAGGACUGCUUCUACAAAGGGUAAUGUGUAGAUUCCUUCGAAGGGGCUUUCUAGCAAAGGUGAGAACAAUUUCGCCUUCCUGUUGUUUGACGUGGUAGAACCUCCUCAAGUUCUUACCAGGCAUCUUAUUAAACGUUCUGACUGUAGGCAAGACCCUGGGUUUGAUACCCUGCAUCAGAAACAAGCAGCAAGACAACACAGCCUUCUUAAGUGGAAAAUAACUGUAAAUCAUGCAGUGUUUUAGAUUAGAAACCAUUCUUCCAUCCAUAGUAGCCUUCCCAGCGCAUUAAAUUGGAGCAAGGUACAAAGUGAUGCAAUAUAGCAUUAUGUUGUGAUGUUCUAUAUUCCACAUGCUUUGUUUUAGAUAAAUGGAAUGUGCCAAGUUUAAAAAUGGGGAUGGAUAAAGUAAAUUAGCUGAGGUAGAACGUGAGUUUUAAUAAUACCCGAUUGAACUUCUCACUAAGACAAAAAUGUGCUUUCCCAUAUCAAAAGGGCAUUUCUAAAGUAAAGACCCAGAGAACAGUUCACUGAACCUUAGAACAAAAAGGGUAAAUAAAGUGCUAGUGUAACAUAAAGGAAUCUGGUUGUCUGGCUCGUUUGUCAGAUUCAAUGAAUUGAUCGUACGAAUGAUGACCUUGGUGUAUUAGUCAUUGAUUGUGAAGAACGGCGGCAAAAUGGUUUAAACAAUUGACAACCUUGCGCAAAGCAAUAGUUCGUACAUGUUCAGGUUCAUUCUUCUUUUGUAAAAGCGCUUGAUUUUUUUGAUCAUCAGUAUUAUUAGGAAUAUAAAUCUUAAUUUAUUGAAUUGGAAAGUGUUAUAUAGCAGGAGCGAUAUAAUUUUAAUAUUAAGGUAGUAAUAUAGCUAUACUAGUAUAAGGAAGACAUUUGUAAUGUGGAAAUUACCCUGUUUGUUUUGCUGCUUACUGUGGAGCUUAGUUUAAAUGCAUCUGUUGAUGUACCUGAGACUUUUAAUCCAUGAUUAUACACCAUGAGUAUCCAAAGGUAUUUUGUUGUGUGUCAAUCAAAAUUUCAUAGUACUAAUUGUUCUCCUAAGUUCUAGAAUAAGGAGAUCACCCAGGUUUCCAUCGAGUUGGCAGAUUGCUUCAGCAGGAUUCAUGCCUUUGUUCUAAAGGAACUCAUUGCUUUUCAGGUCUGAGAAUAAUGUUCUAGUAACCGUCAGGAAUCGGGUCUAAUUUUUAGAUUCAACAUUUUUUUUUUAUAGCUUCAGUACUAUGGUCAAAAUUUUUAGAUUUAACAUAGUGCACAUAUGUGUAUACUCUUUUAUAAAUUCAGUUUUCACAAUUCACUUGGAAAUGCAAAAGAAAGUAAGAAUUCCCAAGUAAGACCUUUGGGGGAAAGUCUAGAAUGCAAAGGAACCUCCUAUUGGUUUCUCCCGUAGGAAGCACUUUAAUUUGUGGGAUUUUAUUUCUGGUAAAACUUAAGAAAACAUGCCAACUAUGUACUUCUUUCAAGUCUUUAAACUCAUCAAAAUAAGAAAUGUUGGUAGCAAUGUAGAGAAUUCCUCUUGGAAGACAUUUAGGCCAUUUCUCUCCUUUUCUACCUGGACAAGGCCUUUGCUCAUAAAUAUCUUUACGUUUGAAAAGGUUGUUUUCUGUUUUGAGUAUUGAUCAGGUGUAGGAUCAGUGAGGCAUUCCUGCUGGAACCCAGAUGCAGGAUGCCAUCUGGAGCAUCUUUCUAGUCUGCACAAAGGCUGUGUCUAUGGAGGUUCUUGAGGGGAAAGACAUAACUGCCCACACUGGGACCUUUGGAGAAGAACAGUUUUCCAGUGUCCUAGCUAUCACUAAGACUCUCAUUACAAUUGUUGCUGUUAGAAUCUCAGUAAAAUACAUUUGGCUGCUGCGUGUUCAACAGUAGGGUCCUGUUAAGUAAGGUCCUGUGUCAGCCAUUUUGUUCUGCUUUAUUUUAUUUCCGGCUCAUCACAGAGAUAAUGUAUUGAUGUUUUCCUUCAUUAAGUUUCAUGUCUGUUUUCUUAUUUCUUGUUGUGGUAUUUGGAAGUUGAGUGCUGAGCAUUGUGUGUGCUAGGCAGAGUUUUACCUUGGAGCUACACCCUAGCCUGCUCGUGUCUACUUUAGAUAGACCCGUAAACAAACGUGCAGCGGCAGAGCCUCUUCCUUUGUCCCCACUCAGCUGCUGGUAAAUGCUGUGCUGGACUUUUUGAAACUGGUCUCCAGGUGUCUGUCAAGUACUCGGAUGCAGUGCUUUCUAGAUGUGGAAAAACAAAUGGUCUGUGAAAACAAGUAUGGAAGAGCAUCGGCUACUGUCCUGCUGUAUAAUUUGCUUUCUCUUUACCCCUUAAAAGGGGUCAUUUCAUGUAUCCCAGGCUGGCCUUGAACUCCCAAUCGUAUUUCUUCAGCCUCACUGCUGGGAUUACAGGCAUAUGUCAUUACACUGGGCCUCCUGAGUAUUAUCAUUUUUGUUGGCAGUGAUGCUUUUCUUCUACACUGAUCUAGCAGAGCAGAGUUCCUCUCUGACGCCUACUUGGUCUUGGUCAGUAUUCUCGUGACCUUUAGGAAGACCUCAUGACUGUAUGAAUGAAAUCUAAGGAAGUAUUCUCAGUGUGUCUGACACCAAGGAGCUUGCUCAUCUCUUAAACAGGACGGGGAGAAUCUUGGUGUUAAGCAUUCUCAGGGACCAAAACUGUAUUAUUAGUUCCUUAGCACAGACUUUCUAAGGACAUAGCCACAUUUUUCCUUGGUUUUAUUUACUCAUGGCAAGAUUCUGUUGAGUUGACAAAAGGCCACUUGGCACACCAAUCCCAUUACAAGCCAGUUUACCACACAGCAGGCCUAAUCUUUUUGUAUUUCUCCUUGACACAUGACAGAUGUUACUGGUGAAUUUUAAGAAUAUGUUAUUUAGCUCUUAAGUGAUUUUUCACAUCUGGCAAGAUUCAUAUCAUAUAUUAUUAAGAAUUAUAGGGAUAGUAAUGAGCAUUUGGUCCAAUAUCACUACUCAUUUUUGUCAUACACAUUUUUCUUAUGUUAUCAAAUGCAACAAAAGAAUAUUUUUUAAAAGUAAUAGCUGUUGCAUCAAAAGAUAUCUAUUUAAAAAAUUGAUAUUCUGUAGAAAAAGAUGACCAUGUAAAUAAACAUCUAUUUCAAAUGUACCCAAAGUAAUUUAAAAGUAUAGUCAUAGGCCAUGGAUUCAGUAAGGAUUUAUUUAUUUGUUCAUUUUUAAAGAUUUAUUUUUAUUUCAUGGUUGUGUGGGCAUUUUCCUACAUGUGUGUAUGUGCAUCACCUGCAUGCAGUACCGGCUGAGACCAGAAGAGGGAGCUACCACUGCUUGUUCAUCACCACACUGGCUCUAGGAACCCAACCUAAGUCCUCUGCAAAAAUAGCAAAUGGUCUUAAGCACUAAGCCAUCUCUCCAGAUCCAGAGGACUUAUUUUUUUUCUUUUCCCAAUAUUCUCCCGAUUUGUGAAAAUAUGUGUAAGUUUUUUAACCUUCCUGUGCCUCAGUUUUUCUACCUCGAAUGUUGAGGGCAGGUUCUUCAGGUUGAUGGAUUUUGAACUGAGAGUGUGUUUGAUCGUACUCUGGAAGUUGUAGGUAGGAGGACAAUGCUGAGAACUGCUCUGGAACAUGUGUGACGAAACUCAGCUUGCAGACUUUGGAGCCUGCUCGAGAUGCCUGAAGAGCAUGGAGCCUUGAGCGCCAAACAGCUAAAGGGAACACUGGGUAUUAAGUUUGCAUGAUUCGGUAAGACUUCAUCUUGUUGUACAAUGAGGAAAUAAAACAUGGACUUCAAAAAGAAAACCAUUGAAAGAUCAAAUUAUGACAGCGCGAUAGUUCCUUUAUGUUCUACUUUGGUUUCUGUGCUGCAUGUGUGCCCCAUCGAAUCUGUUGCCUUGAGUUUGACAUGAGAAACACUGAACUUCCUGCUUUUACGCACCUUAGCCCUGAUGCCGAAUUGUCUGAUGCCAGGGAAAUGUCAGGAGCUCCCUAAACACUAAUGCCAAAGAGUCUCCUUGAAGAAUUCAGAUUUCCUUUGUUAGAAGACCUUGCAUUUCGCUCCUCCGGUGUUUGUGCACUUUACAAAAAUUUAAAACUGUGGCUCUUUAGUUGUGUUCCUUGUUUCCUUUUUAAGAGGAUAAUUUUUAUUUCAUCAUGAAAUUAAUAUAAUGAGAGAAAGAAACGGAGAUCAAAAAGAACAUCAAAUGUUGGUUGCAUAAAAGGUUUUUUUCCUAACAUAAACAUAGUAGGGGAAAAUGUUUCCAGUUAGUUCACAUACAUAAUAAUCAGUGUCUAAGACUCGCGUAUAUUUUGCUUCAUAGAAGUAGUCAUAGCAUGUUAUAAUUGCCUUAUGUAAUAAAAAGGCUAUUAAGUUUUCCAAUAAUAUUUAUUAUCCUGUAUAUGUUUUAAAAUAAAGUGACAUUUCUAGCUGA
Myodes glareolus (Bank vole) is the source of this 6332-nucleotide messenger RNA. It is a transcript of the gene Nipa1, whose product is annotated as NIPA magnesium transporter 1. Gene Ontology annotation, molecular function: magnesium ion transmembrane transporter activity. Lineage: Eukaryota; Metazoa; Chordata; Mammalia; Rodentia; Cricetidae. Gene Ontology annotation, cellular component: membrane. Gene Ontology annotation, biological process: magnesium ion transport. The record is from RefSeq and is a predicted model, not a curated record.